ACAUAUGCACAACCUGAAAAGCACCACGAAGAGGAGCAAAGCAGCCAUUGGAGCCUUGCCUUUAGGCAUUCACGUGACGAGCAUAUUAUAAGAUAAUUUAGACAGCCAAAUCAGAUAAGAAAAUUAAAUUAAAUCCCAGAAAAGGGGGCUCCUUUUUUGUUUCAUAAAAGAUUAAAUUAAAAUAAAGGACGUCGCCUUUCGAAACCUUUAAAUACCCCCUACCCUGCGAAGCGAAAUCUCUUCUUUUCCACGCUUCGGGGAAUUCAGGUUAUAGGGUCAAAGUUUUAUCGGUCUUCUUACCUCGAGAUGGAGGAAAAGACUGCCAGAUCGACGGUGGAGAUCGGGUUUGUGAUCGAGGCGGCGGCGGCGGCUGCGAUGAUGAAGGAAUUGGGCGUCGCCGCCGCGCCGGAGCUGCUGGCGACGCUGGUCCCCGCCGCCCAGAGGCUGGCCCGGCCGCCAAUCUCUAACUUCCCGGUUGGGGCCGUCGGACUGGGAACGAGCGGCAGGAUCUACGUCGGGGUGAACGUGGAGUUCCCCGGGCUGCCGCUCCACCACUCCAUCCACGCCGAACAGUUCCUGGUCACAAACGCCGCCAUCCACGGCGAAGCCGGGAUACGGUGCAUCGCCGUCUCUUCCGCUCCUUGCGGCCACUGCCGCCAGUUCCUCCAGGAGCUCCGCGGGGCGGCGGAGAUCCAGAUCCUCGUCACCUCCGACGGCCCCGGAUCCGCCUUCCGCCCCCUCUGUUCCUUCCUUCCCCGCCCCUUCGGCCCCCCCGAUCUCCUCCACAAGGACCAUCCCCUCCUCCUCGAGCCCCACGACAACAAGAUCUUCCUUUUGGACGAUGAGGAGGAGGCGGAGGCCGCCGCCGGCGGGACAUGUAACGGGAUCGGGGGACAGGUGGAGGCGCGGCUGAGGGCGGCGGCGGAGGGGGCGGCGAGGGCGGCGCACGCGCCCUACAGCAAGUGCCCGGCGGGAUUCGCGGUGGCGGAUGGGAAGGGGAGGGUGUACUCGGGGUCGUACGAGGAGUCGGCGGCGUAUAACCCAAGCCUGGGGCCGAUACAGGCGGCGGCGGUGGCAUACAUGGCGGCGGGCGGCGACGGAUCGGGGAAGGGAUACGAGUUCGUGGCGGCGGCGCUGGUGGAGGCGAAGGGGGUGGCGGUGUCGCACGAGGCGACGGCGAGGAUCUUCCUGGCGGCGGUGGCUCCGCGGGCCCACCUGAAGGUCUACCGGUUCCAAUCCUCCGCCGACGCCGCCUAGACUGCGGUUUCUCGACGCCGGGGGCCGUUUCCUCUGGAGAUGAUGACGACGACGAUAGAAAAUGGACGGCUGCGAUUGGAUUAACUGUAACCAUGCGGUGAUUGCCCCUCUUGUAUGGAUAUCCCACUGCUAUAUUUAUUUUAAUAAAUCCAGGCUUAAUAUCUCUCAUCUCU
Molecule: messenger RNA, 1430 nt
Organism: Phoenix dactylifera (date palm)
Lineage: Eukaryota; Viridiplantae; Streptophyta; Magnoliopsida; Arecales; Arecaceae
Product: cytidine deaminase 1-like
Cellular component (GO): cytosol
Molecular function (GO): zinc ion binding; cytidine deaminase activity
Source: RefSeq, a predicted model, not a curated record